AUGGAAAACUACCAUACAAAGACUAUCUCGAGAGAGCUCUACUUAUACGUACUGCUACUGGGUGUACUUCGCCCUCGUAUCUAUUCUUGCAGAGAACCAUUUCGGAACAAGUUGGUCGUCAGAAAUAUCGAAUUUGAGGAAAAAAUUGAGUGCGAAUGUAGUCUUGAUCAAGACUACUUAAUUCCACUCUGUUUUCUAACUAAUUUCGCGAUGGGUAGAAGUAUAACGGCAUUGGAUGACCUAACAGUCAACAAUAUUGGAGUCUUCAAAAAAAUUAACGAAGUUUCACUUUCCACAGCCUAUCCUGAAUCGUGGUACACGGCAUCGUUAAAGUCUACGGAUAUCAUUGUUCAACUCGCUUUUUAUUCAGAAUUACCAGUGGGAGCAAUAAGAGCACGAUCCUUUAAUAACAAUCAAAUCAAGUCAUCGUUUGCAGAAGCACUCAAUUCUACCACAUUGCAAAAGACCCCCAACUGUAUCUACAUUGAAAGUUUUGCCGUUUUGGAAAAAUAUAGAAAUUUGGGAAUAGGCUCCGAAUUGCUUGCUUGGGUAAUUAACGAAACCAAAAAUAGAUUCAUUCAUGAAAUUGUUGUUCAUGUGCAAGCUAGCAAUGAAAAAGUUAUAAACUGGUAUAUUAAAAAGGGUUUCGAGAAACGUGAUUUAGUGAAGGACUAUUAUAAAGAGCAAGGGUUGGAAACACCAGACGCAUACAUAUUAACGCUCCUGGUUUAA
Lodderomyces orthopsilosis Co 90-125 is the source of this 732-nucleotide messenger RNA. It is a transcript of the gene NAT5, whose product is annotated as peptide alpha-N-acetyltransferase subunit. NCBI's taxonomy places the organism in Eukaryota, Fungi, Ascomycota, Pichiomycetes, Serinales, Debaryomycetaceae. The record is from RefSeq and is a predicted model, not a curated record. Gene Ontology annotation, cellular component: NatA complex. Gene Ontology annotation, molecular function: acyltransferase activity, transferring groups other than amino-acyl groups. Gene Ontology annotation, biological process: mitotic sister chromatid cohesion. The transcript has a single exon. Bases 1 to 732 code for a protein of 243 amino acids.